Molecule: messenger RNA, 3602 nt
Organism: Patiria miniata (bat star)
Lineage: Eukaryota; Metazoa; Echinodermata; Asteroidea; Valvatida; Asterinidae
Product: serine/threonine-protein kinase PAK 3-like
Exons: 15
Coding region: 184-1788 (534 amino acids)
Biological process (GO): intracellular signal transduction; regulation of axonogenesis; protein phosphorylation
Cellular component (GO): cytoplasm
Molecular function (GO): protein serine/threonine kinase activity; ATP binding
Source: RefSeq, a predicted model, not a curated record
AGCUGCGUACCAGUCAAAGCCAAUGCCUACAUGUGUGCAAGUAUGCGUGCAUGCAUUUUGAUUGUGCCGAAUGCUGAUUUUAUUUCGUGUACUUCCGGAUAUUUUGCAUGCAUUCAUUGCAUACAAUUACUGGAUUUACGGACUCUGUUCAGUGAAGCCCACUGCAGGUAAAUCUGAUCAUUAAUGAGUGACAACAUGGAGGAAAGCCCUCCCGCACCACCGGUGCGCUACACCAGCACUGGAGGCACGUUGAAAUCUGACGCGUCUAGCCCAGGAUCCAAGCCCCUCCCCAGCACACCCACAGAUGAUGAGAAGAAGAAGAGGAAAAUCAAGAUGCCAUGGCAAGGCAAAAAUGAAGAUAAAAGUUCCAAGCAGCGGCCGGAGAUCAGCUACCCUACCAGCUUUGAGCACACUGUGCACGUUGGCUUCGAUAGCAUCACUGGAGAAUUCACGGGUAUGCCAGAGCAUUGGGCCAAGCUGUUGAUGUCAUCUCAGAUCACUAAGACAGAGCAGAAGAAGAACCCACAGGCCGUCUUGGAUGCUCUCAAAUUCUACGACGACAGCAACGCCAACCGAAACGAGAAGUUUAUGACUCAACAGAAAGUCAUCCUGAGCAGCAAUAACAAAGGAUCUCUGGAGGACACAUUUGAACAAACGUCACUCAACGCAAAGCACGGCCAAAAGUCUGUCGACGUUGAGGAAGAUGAGGAUGAUGAUAAUGGGCCAGCACCAGCCAUCGCACCUCGGCCUGAACACACCAAGUCUAAGUAUUACUCCAGGAUUGAGCCCCCAGCUGAGCCCGCCCCAACCCCAGUCUCCCCACCGCCGCCUGCCGCUAUCAACAAUGCUGAAGGCAGUGUCCAGAGAACGAGAGAAAGACAGAAGAAGAAGAAGAUGAGUGAUGACGAGAUCUUGGACAAACUGAGGCAAAUUGUCAGCGUUGGUGAUCCCAAGAAGAAAUACACCAAGUGUGAGAAGAUUGGUCAGGGAGCGUCUGGAGUCGUCUACACAGCGAUAGAAGUUGGCACUGGGCAAGAGGUUGCUAUCAAGCAGAUGAAUCUCCAACAGCAACCCAAGAAAGAGUUGAUCAUCAAUGAGAUCCUCGUCAUGCGAGAGAAUAAGAACCCAAACAUUGUCAAUUAUCUGGACAGCUAUCUGGUGGGGGGUGAACUCUGGGUCGUGAUGGAGUUUUUGGCCGGCGGUUCCUUGACGGAUGUUGUGACUGAGACAUGUAUGGAUGAGGGUCAGAUUGCCAGUGUGUGUAGAGAGUGUUUGCAAGCCCUGGAGUUCCUUCAUCGCAAUCACGUCAUCCACAGAGAUAUCAAGAGUGACAAUAUUCUUCUGGGAAUGGACGGUGGUGUCAAACUCACUGAUUUCGGCUUCUGUGCCCAAAUAACUCCCGAGCAGAGCAAGCGCACAACGAUGGUGGGCACGCCAUAUUGGAUGGCCCCAGAGGUCGUGACCCGUAAGCAGUAUGGGCCAAAGGUCGAUAUCUGGUCCCUGGGUAUCAUGGCUAUUGAGAUGAUAGAAGGAGAGCCGCCGUAUCUGAAUGAGAAUCCUCUCAGGGCCUUGUACCUUAUUGCAACCAAUGGAACACCAGAAAUCCAAAACCCGGAGAAGUUGUCGCCGGUCUUCAAGGAUUUCUUGGCCCAGUGUCUAGAGACCGACGUGGAUAAGCGUGUUGGCAGCAGUGAACUCUUAGUGCAUCCCUUCUUGAAGAUGGCCAAACCUCUUAAGACAUUGGUGCCACUGAUCAUGGCAGCCAAGGAAGCAAGCCAACGCCACUAGUCUCCGUCACAAGCCUGACUAUCAGCAUCUCCAUUGGUCACUAGUCUCCUUCACAAGUCUUUUCGUCUUGGCGCCUGUUGUACAUGUAUGUUCCAUUCUUGUUUGAGGUUUUAUUAUAAGUAGAUUGGACUUUUCUCCAGCAUUAAGCUGAUGACAUCACAUUUGCAGCUGUUGGAGUCACGUCCAGGCAAUUUACCAUUUUCAGAUGUUUUAUUUGUACUAAUUGCGUAAUAUGAUUUCUGGGUUCAUUUGUACAUGAUUUCUUUUGUUAUACACUUUUUGACUCUAUUUUUUAUUUGUUUUCAGUUUUAACUCAAAUGAUGUGCCUUUAUCGUGUAGGGCUGUCCAUUUUUCGAAUAAUUAAGUAUUCGAUUAUUAAAAACUGUGUUUGACCGAAAAUUUGAAUAUUCGAAACUUGCUGAUCAAGUUUACAUGCGACAGCUGCACCUGCGUGCCACGCCCGUCAAAAGUUGCACACAAAGUGCGCAGAUUAAAAUUUGUAUGCAGUGAUCAAUGUUGUGACAGCCCUAUUAGUGUAGCAAGGGUGUAACAGUAUUGGAAUACAUGAAUAAUUCAGUUGCUGAUGUGACUUCAUCAAAUCUUCUCUAAUCAUGUACAGUGUGACAUCUGAGGUUUCAUUCAAAUAUAUCAUAUGAAAUUCAGACAGUGUUGAAAGCAUAUCAUUUGAAGAGUUUUUUUUUAACGACGCAUUUUCUUUUCCAUAGUCAAAGGAAACCUGAGGGUGAGUGUUUUUCAAAAUGUCUUUUUUUUACUUUUUAUUAAGUAGAUUUCAUUACAUUGUAAAAUUGGUACAUAAAUAUUGUGAAAAUUUUACUUUCAUUGGCAUGCCUACUUUGUCCUGUAUAAAUAGGGUAAUGUGUAAGUAUUUUAAGUAAAAAUGGUAUUUCAUAUCGAGUAAUCCUUGUCAGUUUUAAUUUUGCAAGAGAUCCUAGUUAUUGGGUUUUUUUAACUUUUAGACCGCGUGUUUAGCAUUGACCAGUGUUGAAUUUGAUGUCUUAAUUUAAGGUGCUGUAAAACUGAAAAUUGCAUAGUAUUUUGUUUCAAGUUCACCAGUUGUGGCUAAGACAAGGAGAACCAUGUUAUAUUCGGUCCUGAUGAAUUUAGAAAACUGAUAACUAAUGACAGUGUAUGCUACAUGGAGGGCAGUGUGUUUUGUACAUGUUAUGUGAGCGGAGAGUAAGUUAAGGAGACGUCAUAUGAGCAACUCGAGUUGUUUGAACUGUUUGAUAUAUUUUGUAUAAUAUUUUAAUUUGGUAUAAUGUGAAAAGCCAAACGCUGAACUUAAUAAGAGAUUGCAUGGUGUAUAUUAAUCUAAAUGCAGACUGGAGGUAUAUUACCUAUGCAAAGUGUGCCUGUCGUAAACUUGGUCCACAGCAGUUUGAACAAAUGCAUGGAACUUUAUACAGCAUAUUUCAGUGUCCAGCAUGGAUGCCUUUUUUGUUUAAUUUGAAGCCAGAUCACAGAGGUACGACAAGUAAAAACACUGCUUGUUAUAGACUAUGGAAAAAUAACAUACCUUUAAGAACAGUGAAUGUUUAGCUUGACCAGACAUUCGUGAUGUCACAUUAUAGCAUUUACAUUAUAGUUUGGUUGCGGUACCCACUGCUAUAUGAGAUUCGAACCAGCCAGCCGACCCUGGCAAGCAGGGCUCGUGGGUUAGCAUCUCACCUGAGUGAUUUGUUUCUCACAAUUACUCGGGACAACACUGGGUAUACAGUGUUCAUAAAAAUACAUCGGUGAACGGCAAAUACCAACAUUGAAUUGAUUUAUGCUUCUGUUCUUUAAAAAAAAAA